AAUUGUCAAAUAACAUAAACUUAUAUAACUUAUAUCAGAGAUGUCUGUAUGCGAAGUAAAGCAAAACUUGCCGGCUCUCAUUAUUUUUGACAAAGACGGAACACUUAUCGACUUUCAGUCAACAUGGACGCCAUGGCUUAUGGCUUUAGCGAAAAGUCUCGAAGCAGAUUGUGAAUUUAACGUUUCUCAACCGCUCUACGAUAUCAUGGGCUACUGUGAGAAAACGUCAACUCUUAGUGAUUCAAGUCUGCUCGCAUACGCAAGUAUGGAUGUGAUAAAAGAAGAAAUAAAAGGAAUGUUGCUGAAAAACGGUUGUGAAGCUAAAAAUGUUGAGGGCUUACUUCGAAAAUGCUGGAAAGAAUGUCACUCAAAUAACACAAAGCAACCAAUACCGACUACUGAUCUCCCUUCAUUGUUCACAAAUCUACAUAAAGUUGGGGUGAAGAUUGGGGUAUGUACUUCUGAUAGUCGCAAAAGCACACAGUCUGCUCUGCUUAAACUAAAAGUUUUGGAGCUAGUUGAUGUAAUUGUGUGCUCGGAUGAUGAAAAUAUGGAGCCAAAACCAUCACCAUGUGGAGUAUAUAAAAUCUGUUCUGAGUUAGGGGUAGAACCAAUAAAUUCAGUGGUUGUUGGUGAUACCACAGAUAUGUUGAUGGGAAAAUCUGCUGGUGUUGGCUUGAUUCUUGGGGUUCUUACUGGCAUUGGUACAAGAAAUGAAUUAGCUGAAAAUGCUGACAUUAUUUUAGAAAAUAUUGAAGAAAUAUGGAAUGUAUUUGAUUAAAGUGAUUGCAAAACUUGUGUU
This is a messenger RNA of Xenia sp. Carnegie-2017, 802 nucleotides long. RefSeq names its product N-acylneuraminate-9-phosphatase-like. Lineage: Eukaryota; Metazoa; Cnidaria; Anthozoa; Malacalcyonacea; Xeniidae. The coding region runs from base 41 to 781 and encodes 246 amino acids. Gene Ontology annotation, biological process: DNA repair; dephosphorylation. Gene Ontology annotation, molecular function: phosphoglycolate phosphatase activity. The transcript has a single exon. The record is from RefSeq and is a predicted model, not a curated record.